Penicillium maclennaniae is the source of this 2742-nucleotide messenger RNA. Its product is annotated as MutS family protein MSH5. The record is from RefSeq and is a predicted model, not a curated record. Gene Ontology annotation, cellular component: nucleus. The transcript has 16 exons. Gene Ontology annotation, biological process: mismatch repair; chiasma assembly. Gene Ontology annotation, molecular function: ATP-dependent DNA damage sensor activity; mismatched DNA binding; ATP binding. NCBI's taxonomy places the organism in Eukaryota, Fungi, Ascomycota, Eurotiomycetes, Eurotiales, Aspergillaceae. The coding region runs from base 1 to 2742 and encodes 913 amino acids.
AUGCGUUCCUCUCAAAAAAGAAAGCAUUCAACCGCAGUGUCUCGGUAUCGGCUACCACCCAUUACACCUCAUACCACUGGAUCGAGGGGUGGUCAGGAUGCUCGCCCAUCGAGCCAAGCAUUCACUGUGUUUAGAGGCCCAGUCUACCCACCAGCUUCCUCAGCGGCUCAGCAACCGCAGACUCCAUUUCCAACAGAAAGUCAGAUUGGAGCUGAAGGUAAUGAGAGAUCUAUUGAGGAUGAUGAUGCUGGUCACAUCAUUGCUGCCAUGGACAUGAAAGACUACGGCACGGUGGGAUGCUCAUACUACUCUGCAGAAGAGGAGAAGCUUUACCUCCUGGGAGACUGCAAGCUGGGGGAGAUGGAGACCAUUAACGCUUUGAUUCUUCAGAUCAGACCUACUGUGAUCUUGACGCCUCCUCGAGUCGAUGUGCUCAAUUUCCAAGGACAGAAUCUCGCCCACGAUAACGAUUCAUCGUCAUAUCUGCCCUACCAAGUUGAAAUUCGUCCUUCGCAAGAGUUUGCAUAUGCCAACGCAGAGAGCAAUCUUAUCGCUUUAGAAAUAUCAUCUUCCCAUGAGGAGCGACUUCGCUUCUUCGUACCCCAGAAUGGUCUCGACGGGCCCGAUGAGGAGACGAACCCGGAGGACAUGGGCUUCACGCUUCACGAAGGAAGGUUUCUACACAUCUCCAGCUCUGUCGAGAUGGAGAACACAGUAACUGUCGGCUGUGCUGGGGCAAUUCUUUCAUACCUACAGAGACGACGAGCUGAGACGAACAUCGGACCAAUCCGAACCGAUCCUUUUAGGAUCAGGUGGAUCGGAAGCAAUACACUUCUCUCCCUUCAAAUUGUACAGUCCGAGUCGCACCCAAACAUGUUCAAUCAAGGCCCAGGCAAAAAAUCGGCUUCUAGGAAAGAGGGCUUCUCUGUCUAUGGCCUUUUCUGUCGCUUUGCAUACACGACACAGGGAAGAGCCAGACUUAAGCAGAUGUUUUUUCGCCCAAGUCUCAACCUUGAGACAAUUCGAGAGCGGCAUGACUUCAUCGCGAUUAUCUCAAGACCAGAAAACCUGACAGCCAUCGAAAGAAUGACAAAGGGGUUGAAGCAUGUCAAGAACCUGCGGCCUGUGAUGGUCAACCUUCACAAAGGUGUUAGCACGGGGAGUGGAAAGAUCGCUGGAUUCAAGUCCACUGUGUGGGCAAGUCUUCUAGCCUUUGCGUUCUACUCGAUUGACAUCCAUGAUGCACUUCGUCAGACUUCAGGGGCGGAUGGGCUGGCACUCCAAGUACUUGAAGCAGCGCAGCUCCAUCGAGUCGGACGAAUGAUUCAGGAGAUUGUUGACAUUGACAACUCUGAAGAGCAAGGCCGGACAGUGGUCAAACAAGGUCUUGAUCGAGAGCUCGACAAGAUGAAAGACCGAUACGACGGCCUCAACAGUCUUCUCAAAGCCGUGGCCAUUGAGAUUGCAACCGCAAUCCCAGCAGAGCUCGACAUUGAAGUGAACGUGAUCUAUUUUCCUCAACUCGGCUUCAAUAUUGCCAUCGCCCUCAAUGACAGAAGGGAACCCGCCUAUUCGGGCGCUAUUGGAGAUUGGGAGCUGGUAUUCACCACAGAGACCAGAGCUUACUUCAAGGACUUUCGCAUGCGAGAGCUGGAUAUAAAGCUCGGUGAUAUCUAUGGGCUUAUCUGUGAGAAAGAAAUCGAAAUCGUUUACGAUUUGGCCCAGAGGGUCCUUCAGUAUGAGAAUGUGCUGAUUGAUGCAUCUGAUAUCUGUGGCGAGAUGGACAGCCUCCUUGCCCUCACACAGGCAGCUAGCUUUUUCAAGCUUACACGGCCACGGAUGUUGGCGCAUCAUGGUAUCGAGAUCAAGGGGGGCCACAUUCUCCAAGAACUCACCGUUUCCUCAUACGUCCCAAAUGACACCUUCCUCGCUGCUAGAGGGGAGGCUGCAGUGAGCAAUGUGGCCUCUUCAUCGGCAGACCAUGUUCCCAGCAUGCUGGUAUUGACAGGGCCAAAUUACUCUGGCAAAAGUGUCUAUAUGAAGCAGGUUGCCCUCAUUGUUUACCUUGCGCAAAUUGGGAGCGCAGAGCUCGGUAUAACAGACAAGAUGUUGACCAAGAUCAACACUCAGGAGAGUGUUUCCCAGAUUCAAAGUACUUUCAUGAGUGAUCUGCAGCAGAUCUCGCUUUGUCUCAAGCAGGUCACUGGUCGAAGCCUGGUUCUCAUUGACGAGUUUGGUAAGGGUACAAGUGAAAGUGACGGAAUAGGUCUAGCCUGUGGGAUUCUCGAGCAUCUACUCAAUCUUGAAAAUGCUCCAAAGGUCAUCGCUGCCACUCAUUUUCACGAAAUUUUCGAGAAUAACUUUCUUGGACCACAUCCAAGAUUGCAGCUCGGGCACAUGGAGGUCAAAGUCUGUGAAGAGUUUCAGGAUGUCGAAGAUCAGGUCACCUAUCUUUAUAACUUUCGUCCGGGUGUCAGUAGCAAGAGCUUUGGUACCAUCUGCGCUGCAAUCAACGGGAUCGACGCGGCCAUUGUCUCCCGCGCAAAUGAGAUCGCAGUUCUCGCAGCCCGAGGCGAGAAUCUUGUUGUUGCAUGUGCCACGCUAUCCGUUGAAGAGAUGCAGACCCUUCAGCACGCGAACACAAUGGCGCGAAGUUUUCUCAAAGUAGACUUCUCUCUAGAGAAGGGAUCCGGUCGCGACGCGAAGACAAUUCUGGAAGAUUUAUUCCAGCCAACAGAGUAA